Molecule: messenger RNA, 706 nt
Organism: Corylus avellana
Lineage: Eukaryota; Viridiplantae; Streptophyta; Magnoliopsida; Fagales; Betulaceae
Source: RefSeq, a predicted model, not a curated record
UUAUUAUUUAAAGGGUAGCUCGGCUGCCCUUUUCGCUCAUCAUAUCCACUAAAUAGAAGGAACAGAAACAUCACCAGUUUUUCUUGUGAUCAUUAUAGUUAUAGGAACCAACCAACCCCAUCUUCUUUUUAUCAAGAGCCCCCUGUUUCUCUUUGUUUUCGAGAUCGCACUUUUGUAGGCUUGUUUUCAGGAAUCUACACCCACACACAAAGAAAAAUUGGAAAUGGUGGCUUUGGUGUCUCAAGAAAACAUGGUUGCUUUGGUUUCUCGCACCGGAAGGCAUUUGCAACGCUACUACAAGGGUCGUCGCCAAGUUGUAGGAUGUAUACCGUACAGAUACUCGGAAGAAGCACGAGAGUUAGAAGUUCUUGUCAUCAGUUCACAGAAAAGCGACAGGAUGUUGUUCCCAAAGGGAGGUUGGGAAAUGGACGAAUCCAUAACAGAGGCGGCUUCACGAGAGACCGUAGAGGAAGCAGGGGUACGAGGCAUUAUUGAGCGUGAAUUGGGUAAAUGGAGCUUCAAGAGCAAAACCCAUGAUACUUACUAUGACGGAUACAUGUUCCCUUUGCUUGUGCGAGAGCAGUUAGAUUUCUGGCCGGAGAAGAAAUUUCGCCAAAGAAAAUGGAUGAGUGUGCAAGAGGCUAGAGAAGUUUGUCAACAUUGGUGGAUGAAGGAGGCCCUAGAUAAAUUUGUAAGUCGGCUGACG